UUCGCUUUGCCGCCGAUGGCUCCGCCGCCUGGUUUUGCUGGAAAGACACAGUACAAUUAUUAUACCAAAGAUGGUGGACCUCCAAACCAAGGCAAGCCCCCCGGUCCUCCUGCUCCUACAGGAGCACCCCCGCCGUACUCUUUCCUUCCACAAGUCGGGCCGCACCCAGCAGCCCAGCCUGGGCCAUUCGUCGUCCCUCCCCGCGCGGCAAAUCCUGGUAUGGUCUGUUUUCCGAACGGUGGCCCUCCACCAGCACCAGCACCUCCACAGGCUCCAGAUUUGGUUUGGAUUCCAGCGGCGCCCGCUCCUCCAGUAGGACCAGCACUGUUACCUGCAUGCUCCCAAAUUGCACCGACACCUGCGACUGUUGCACAAGCAGCUGCUCGAGGCCCAGAGCCUCCUGUUACAGGGAACAGAAUCAAAGACAGCUUAGUGAUACUGAGGGAGAGUGGAGGCGCCGGCUAUAUUGCAUCCAAAAGUAAUGCAACAUUUCACGUCUUCAACAGAGGUAUCUUGUCAGUCUACACGCCUGAUGUCAACAGAAAAAUCAGCAUUCCCGCCCACGCCAAUGAAAGCUUCCAGAUCCAGAUAGCGGCAUGCUCAAUGCCUCUGCAGGAAUUCAUUGAACAACUGGAUUGUAUCAAGGACGCGCCAGCGAGCUUUCCUCGAUCGGCGAUAGGGAUUGCGCAAUUGGUAGACCACGGUGAUGGGUGUUUUGAGGUGGGGAGUAGAUUCAUGCUGGACGAAGAUUGUUCGAAGUCGACGAUCGGGCAGAUCUUUGGCAAUGUUGGAGAAGCUGGCCUCGCUCGACCAGUAUACUUGACAAGGCUUCCGUGA
Exophiala aquamarina CBS 119918 is the source of this 837-nucleotide messenger RNA. RefSeq lists its product as uncharacterized. The record is from RefSeq and is a predicted model, not a curated record. Bases 16 to 837 code for a protein of 273 amino acids. Lineage: Eukaryota; Fungi; Ascomycota; Eurotiomycetes; Chaetothyriales; Herpotrichiellaceae. The transcript has a single exon.